Messenger RNA from Nicotiana tabacum (common tobacco), 1615 nucleotides. Lineage: Eukaryota; Viridiplantae; Streptophyta; Magnoliopsida; Solanales; Solanaceae. The record is from RefSeq and is a predicted model, not a curated record.
UAACAGAGCUCACUGUCACAAGACUCGCACUCACAAAGCAAGCUCCUGAGCACCAAAAAGAAAAAAAACCAUCAUUAUUUUUGGAGCUGCCCUAAAAUAAAAUCAAGAUUCCAUCAUAUACUUCAACAGUGUACAUUGAGUUCUACAAAUCUCUCUAGAUUUUGUGUUAAAUCUCUUCUCAAGGUCAGUAUCCAAGAGGCACAUGAUAUUUUCAAAUCGAUGUUCAUGUUGGAUUAGUGAUUUCAGGAUGGAUGAACAUAAUGCUAUCGAGAGGCGUUGUGGAGCUCGACCUAUUUUGGGAAAUAUAACAAAUCAGAUUGGAAACAAAAGGCCAUUUUCUUCAAUUUGGGGCAAUCCAGGUCUAAAAUCUGCAGAUAAGGGAAGAGAAAAUCUAGGGGGGAAAUUUGUGUCGGUGGAUGAUGGAGAUAAAGCUAAACGUGUUUGUGUUGCUCCUCCUUCUUGUAACAUGAUUAGUUCGUCAAAGGUCGAUGUUGUAUCAGGGAUUUCAAACAUACCAAAUAAUAACCAGGAUCCCAAUUUUUUGCACGUUGGUUCAUCUACUGCUAUCUCCAAGAGUACAAUCGGAGAUAACAAUGAGAAUAGUAGUGCUCGUGGGAGUGUGAUUGAAGUUAUCAAUGACCAGGAUAGUAUUCCAGAGAAAAUUUCUGAAGCUACUAAUGAUAUGGAUGGUUUGGUAACUGGUGUACCGGUACAAGCAUUGUCCGGAACUGAAGACCAUGAUGCUAUUCAUAGUUGUGAAAUUAACGAGGAUAGUGAGGGUACCGAAAGUGACAUGGAUCCCGAUGAACAAGGUGUUGAUAAUCUGGUUAUGAGUCAGUCAGGCUCAGUAGACUUCACAAGAUUGCCAGAGUCACAGGAGUCGAGAGUUAAACUUGACACAUGUGUAGUAGGAACACAGACUUGUGAGGAUAAUUCAGGUUUAAGUGCUAGCAUUGACUCCAUUAAAGCUUGUUCCUGUAGCUUUUGCACCAAAGCUGCCAAUAUAUGGUUAGACCUCCACUACCAAGAUAUCAAGGGUCGGAUAAGUGCCAUAAAGAAGAGCCAGAAAGAUGCAAGCAUUUUAGUUGACAGAAGUUGCAGGGGCAAAGGGAUUUGGAAGGAGGGUCCGGAAAAAAAUAUUGAAGCCGCAAAUCUUGAAUCAAGUUUACUGGGUCAGUGGAAGUCACUCUUUCAACACAUGGAGCAUAUUUUUCAACACGAAGCUGACCAGCUAGAAGGUAGUUUAGUUACACUGACUGACCUCAGAGAGAGAUGCAAGGCAGACCUGGAUUCGUUCGCUGGGACUCCAGAGAACUGCUAGUGGGUUCUGUUUGUAAAAUUGUUACUUCAUUUUCUGGAUGUUUGUUUGGUUACUCAUGUAUUCACAUGAUCAAGUGUACCUUCUGAAAUAUCGUGUAACAGUCUGGUUGAUGUAAAGUAGUUAAAAAUGGUGUAACAUUCUGGUGAUCAUACAUCACAACAGAGUGAGCCAUUCUAUGAAAGCUGCAUUUUUCAUGAUAGUUUGAGGCUAUAUUUCAAUUGUGUAACUUCAAAACUACCAUAAUGAACUGUUGUGUAUAUGAGCCAAUCAUUUCUAGAGGCUGCUUAUUUGAUA